AGGUGGGCGGAGCUUGCCGGCGGGCUGGGGUUUAUAGCGCUGGGGCGGCCGGCGUUCCGCUCAGUGCCCGCUCCCCGCCACUGGAGGCACCGGCCGAGUAGAGCCGCCCCCGCCCAGCUGCCUCGGGAGCCUGCUGCAGCCCCCCGCCAGCGGCCCCGGCCCCCGCCGCCUGGGCUCCUGCUGCGGGGCGAUGAAGCGGGACCCGCCGCCCGCGGAGCGCCAGGCGCAGGAGAAGGAUGCUGGGGAGCAGAAAACGCCCCUCUGGAUCUUCGGCUACGGCUCCCUGGUGUGGAGGCCCGACUUCGAGUUCAGCUCCCGGCAGGUGGGCUUCAUCCGCGGCUACAGCCGCCGCUUCUGGCAGGGAGACACCUUCCACCGCGGCAACGAGAAGAUGCCUGGCCGUGUGGUUACCCUCCAGGAGGAUUAUGAUGCAUGUACAUGGGGUGUUGCCUAUGAAGUCUGUGGAGAGCAGAUUGCUGCAUCACUUCAGUACUUGAACAUGCGAGAAGCAGUCCUGGGGGGCUAUGACACCAAACUAGUGAAGUUCCACCCUCAGGAUAAAGAGGCUGACGAACCCAUCUUGGCGCUAGUUUACAUUGCUACACCCCAGAACCCCACUUACCUUGGCCCAGCGUCUGAAGAGGACAUUGCAGCCCAGAUCAUUGUCUCGAGCGGUCGCUCUGGACACAACAUAGAGUAUCUGCUGCGACUGGCAGACUUCAUGCGCUACUUUUGUCCCCAGGUGGAGGACGAACACUUGUUUUCCAUUGAGGAGGCCCUCAUUUCCAUCCUGCCCUGUCUAUGCCAGGCUGAGGAUCCCUUAGUGGAAGUGUGAACAUCUUGGAGGGUUGAGGGGAGAUGUCUUCAUUUCACAAUGUCAAAUGAAGAAGGGGGGGGGGGGGGGAAACAAGGACGAAACACAUUGGACUGGGGGUGGGGAAACUGCUACAAGAAUACUUGAGCUGCCACUCACCACCUGUAGAAACAUGGUGGCCAUUCCUGGUCUCCUAGCUGGGUGGAAGGAUCAUGACUGGUUGGUGAGUUUGCACUGUAAGGUUUGGUUCUGUGGCAGUAAAAUGUGAAGAGUGUGGUGUUCGCCCCUCUCCUUUCAGAGAGAGGAUGCUGGCCUCUUCAGUGUACUUUUAUUUUGGACACCAGUUGAGCUGGACUUGACUGCAGUGUUUGACAAUAUAACGGUCACUCUACCUCAGACUGGCAAAGCCACUUGUACAGUGGUGGGGACAAGAGCAUGCUUGGUAUCAAAUGAGACCUCCUCUUUCUUCCCUCUCCCACCUCCAGUACAGUGACCUGACUUUUUAAAGUAUAAUGCCGGGGCUCCUGUGCAAUAUAAAAUUAAUUUGCCUCUAUAGGUUCUUAUGAGCCCUACCUCCUUAUAUAUGUCUCAAAGGGACAGAACCAAUGCACUUACUUUUGCAGCUUGAAGAUGUAUGUACUGUAAUGUGUAGUAAUACAUAUUUCCUUAAGAGGGGGAACGUCUGUCUGCUGGUGUAGAGGCUCAUGCCCUGCAGUGCAGGGUGUGGCACAAAGGCAUGAGCCCCUUACCAGACCUUGAGUUUACAUGUGGAGAAAAAGCUGUCCUGACAAUGUUGGGUAGGGAGAAGAAAGCUGAUGAACUAAAUUCAUCAGCUUCACCUGGCAAGUUCCCUGCUGUUAAAUAGUGUAUGUGACAGCUGCUGCUAUUGCAAGGUCUGGUAGAAUCCCUCUCAAGAACGGACUCUUGACAACAUGGACUAGUCUUGUUUUUUAAACAGUCUAACCAUGAUGGGGGAGAGGAAAUAUUUGUUGGACAUGUUACUGUGGCUUGUGUAUAUGAGGAAGUGAAAUUUUAUUGUGCCCAGUAAUAAAACCAACUGACACUAAAAUGAAAAACAAACCUGAUGGAUUCUUUUAAGCAGCACACUUAUGCAUUUUGCGGGGGAGGGGGGGGCUGGAUUAAAAGCUAAUGGCACACACUGAGAGAAUACCUGGCACAUGAGUGACUGCACUACUCCUUUUCCCUGGGGCGGGGCACUAGAACAAGUAGUUUUCUGCCAGUCCUAGCUCUGGGGUGGAGAAGGCUGUACAGCUCCCAUCGUCUCCCUGUUACUGUAUCUUAUCUAUGUCAGGGUGAGGAGAAGUUACAGAAGUUCCCUUUCUGCUGGAGGGCUUUCCUGUUUCACAAGA
This is a messenger RNA of Dermochelys coriacea (leatherback sea turtle), 2184 nucleotides long. RefSeq names its product ChaC glutathione specific gamma-glutamylcyclotransferase 1 (gene CHAC1). Gene Ontology annotation, cellular component: cytoplasm. The transcript has 3 exons. NCBI's taxonomy places the organism in Eukaryota, Metazoa, Chordata, Testudines, Dermochelyidae. The coding region runs from base 191 to 835 and encodes 214 amino acids. The record is from RefSeq and is a predicted model, not a curated record. Gene Ontology annotation, biological process: glutathione catabolic process. Gene Ontology annotation, molecular function: gamma-glutamylcyclotransferase activity; glutathione specific gamma-glutamylcyclotransferase activity.